Molecule: messenger RNA, 1991 nt
Organism: Xenopus tropicalis (tropical clawed frog)
Lineage: Eukaryota; Metazoa; Chordata; Amphibia; Anura; Pipidae
Gene: mrpl45
Product: mitochondrial ribosomal protein L45
Cellular component (GO): mitochondrion
Source: RefSeq, marked provisional
GGCAAGAUGGCGGCGUCCAUGAGGAUGUACCGGGCUGUGGGAGAGUUGGGACUAGCUUCAAUCCUCAACCCAGCCCGAAUGGCAGCGCCUGUUUUGGUGAUGCCCACGAGGACCAAAAAGAGAUACUUCAUACCACCAGCUGUGGGAGCCAAGCAUAAAACAAUGGCUGACAUGAUAAGCAAAGCACGAGCAGCUGGAGUGGUCACCCCUCAUGAAACCAUGGAACGACCCAUUAAUAUCGCUUGCACUGCUGGGAUAUUUGACCCCUACAUUCCUCCUGAGGGAGAUGCACGUCUAUCCUCACUUUCCAAGGAAGGUCUGAAGCAGAGAACACAGCAGUUGAAACAGACAGCGGCUUCUCAGCUGGCAAUCCGGAAGGUCAAGGAAUACGACAGUGAAUUCACUACCAAGACAUUUCCAGAGAAGGCUCAAGAAUUAUUCAUCGCGGCACACCAGUGCCUAACAAAAUUUGACCGUCACGAAUUGCACACCUUGGUGACUGAGCGUUGCUAUCCGGAAAUGGUUCGCGGCAAUAGGUAUCGCACUAUUCAAUGGAGUUUUGUGGAGUCCAUAGAGGCUCCUCGAGUGGUUCAGGUCCGUUGCCCUGAGAUGGUCAGCAAAGGGAACCUCUAUGCACAAGUAACAGUGCGUAUGCACAACAAACAGAGUCUGACUAUCUAUGACCGGUUUGGGAGGGUAAUGUGUGGAAGCGAGGAACCACGAGAUGUUUUGGAGUAUGUGGUUUUUGAACGUCACAUGGUGAAUCCGUAUGGAACAUGGAGAAUGCACGGCAAAAUCGUUCCUUCUUGGGCUCCACCCAAAGAGCCAAUUGUAAAGACUGUACUGUUACCAGGACCAGCGGUGGAUCCGUUGCAGGAGCUGGAAGAUAUCAGCUUAGAAAAGACAGAACCUGUUCUCCAGCAGUGGUACAAAUAGUACUGUCUCUCUGCCCUGCAGAUCCAAGGGUACUCACAACCAGAAUUCUCAGAAGAAAUCACUAAAGGAGUAAAACUAAUCUGCAGAAAAAAAGGACAAUAUUGGACUACUAUUGAAUCUACUUUUAUUCUCCUCCAUUCAGUUGCAGGUUUAUUGUUUGUAUUCAGUUCACUAACUCCUAACAAUGUUAUCUAAUUAUUGCUGAGUGAAUCUGACAGGUAUGGGAUGGUGUUGUCAGCAGAGGGCUAACAAGGUCAGAGAAGGCUUGGAAGCCUUCAGUAAAAAGAUCUGCAUCCUUUGAUAUGUGUUUAUAGAUCAACAGUAGUUGGAAAACUUGGGAACAGAAAAUAGAUAUAAUAUUUAAUGUAAUGUUAUAAAAAGAUAAAAGUGCCCUGGUAAAGUAACUCGUAGGGGUCCUUUGUUUGAAAUAGCUAACCAGUGAGUGCUGUCUACCGACAGGUUCUUUACGGGCCCUGGUUAACAGUGUCGGACUGUGGUGCCUGAGCCCACCAGCGCUGUCACCUCAGGGUUCCCUCACCCCAGUCACAGACCUUCCCCCCCAAGGGGGCCCUGCUUUGCUGCACUUGAUUAGCUGGGCCCCCCCUGCUGUCAGUGAGCUGCAGGGGGCAGGAGCUUGAGUUUCUGCAUCUUAUUUCUACUACAAAGCUUUCUGGAUGCUUAUUAGUCACUCUGGUUCAAGACCCUGUAGGGCCACACAGGUUUUGGAUGGGUGGAGUUUGAACUUCCCCUCCAGCCCAUCCAAUCCCCAUGCAGCUUUACCAACACUUAGAAGAACAAUAUGCAGGCACCCGAUCUCCCGUCCUCCCUUCCGAAUUCUGCAGCUCACUGACAGCAGGGGGGCAGGACCAGGCCCCGAUAACACCAAAAAACCCACUGAUAGUGGGACAGGGUCAGCAGGGCCCACCGUUUUUUUCCUGGUGUCCCGCUGGCCCAGUCCCACACAUCUGGGCAAACACCGCUCCAUUAAUCACAUCUGUACCACUGUUUGUUUUCCAUUAAAUAAUGUUUUCCAUUAAAUAAUAAUUUUGUGGCAA